UCCACCCUGGAAACUAUGCCCCUGCAACACCACCUGAUUCAACAAAGGGGGCAGACGGAGUGUUACAGAGUUUUCCAGGCUGUCACUGUGUUUGCCUGUGCAUGUACUAGCGCUCAGCGUUUGUUUAGAAAAGGUAGACUGUUUUAGUCAAAGGGGAAAGAGAAAGAGAGAGAGAGAGAGAGAGAGAGAGAGAGAGAGAAAUCAUUCAGCCAUGGCAAAUAUCGCUGUGCAGAGGAUCAAGCGAGAGUUCAAAGAAGUGCUGAAAAGCGAAGAGACAAGUAAAAAUCAAAUAAAGGUAGACCUAGUGGAUGAAAACUUCACAGAGUUAAAGGGGGAAAUCGCAGGACCACCAGACACGCCGUAUGAAGGGGGCAGAUAUCAGCUUGAAAUCAAGAUCCCAGAGACGUAUCCCUUUAAUCCACCCAAGGUGCGGUUUAUUACUAAGAUCUGGCAUCCCAAUAUAAGUUCAGUUACCGGGGCAAUAUGUUUGGACAUUUUAAAAGACCAGUGGGCUGCUGCUAUGACUCUGCGUACAGUUCUUCUCUCACUACAGGCUUUGUUAGCUGCAGCAGAGCCUGAUGACCCUCAAGAUGCUGUGGUCGCCAAUCAGUAUAAGCAGAAUCCAGAAAUGUUCAAACAAACAGCUCGUCUCUGGUCUCAUGUUUACGCUGGCGCUCCUGUGUCCGGUCCCGAGUACACACGCAAAAUAGAAAAACUUUGUGCAAUGGGCUUUGACAAAAAUGCAGUAAUAGUAGCCUUGUCCUCAAAAUCAUGGGACGUGGAGACGGCGACAGAGGUGCUACUUAGCAACUGACCAUCCAGCUCUCUUCACCAGGCCAUAUUUCCCCCAAACCCGCCUUCGUCAUGCCCCACACACCCAUACGUACAUCAGUCAUCUUGGUUUGUGUUCACAAUGAAUCUUUGGGAGCAUGAGUUCUGAAAUGCUCCCAGGGCAGCAGUCAAGACUGUGAGACAAUUAGAGCGUGGCCUCGGAGUCGUCUUUUUUCUCUCUUAGCAAAUGUUUGUGUCCCUUGUCUCCCCCCAACCCCACCACCACCUUUUGCCUUGCCACAAUCAUUCCCCCCUCUCAAAUGUAGGCUGCAACUCCUCUUUUAAAGAAACCAAACAAGACAAAGCCUGUGUAUCACUGUCAUUUCACACUAAAACAAGAGAAUGUUCACUUGCAUCUGUGAAAUGAUGUUAGUGGUUGUGUACAUCGAAGAGGCAAACAGCAGCAAUGUAAAAUCUGUACAUCAUAAACAUUACAUUUUGGGAUGUUUAUUUGAAUGGGAUACUUGGCAUAUAAAAAAAACAACAUCCUUUUGAGAUUCAUAGUACCCCUUCUGUUUGAUACCCUCAAAUGUGUGCUUUUCUUUGCUCAUUUGAUUCUUUUAAUGUUUGUUUUGCACUUAACAGCCCCGUAUAGCAGUUGACACGGCCAGAUGACAUGGUGUUAUAUCGUGAGUGCAGAGAAAUUUUCAGACUUAUCAAAGUGUUCAUUUGUUUUUAAAUGAAAGGAAGACUGACCCCUCUUUUUGGAAAUAGGGAGGAUGCAGGAUUAGUGGUCACAAACCCUGCCUUUAUUUCUUUUCAGGGCAGCUGUAGGGAUUGCGACUUCUUGAUCAUUGACGGACCUACCUUGAGUUGCUUCUUCAGUUUUGAUUUUGCUUUUCUGAAGAAUGCAUUCAUGUAAGUGUAAUAACAACACAUAUGACAAACUUUGUACAUGUAGAGACAAGGAAGCGAAUGUUCAAUUACUUUGGCAUUAAAAACUCUACAAGACACAUUGAGGUACAGGUCUAUAAUAUGAUCUGUAUUUAGAUUUCCAAGCUGCUAAUAAUGAAUACAUAUUUACAAUGUAACCAUCAUUGCAAGCAUUUAUCAAGUCUUAAAAGAUGCUUCAAGGCAAAAUGGGUCAAGAGUGAGUACUACCACAUGAUGCUUUGUGAACAAAUUUUUACCAAGUGUUCCAUUCUUUAAGGGGUAAAGCUGUAAAAUGUCUCUUCCCCCCCCCCGUUAUGCUGCUUGCCCUCCCUCUAUGUUAUUGCAUCCCAUUUGUUUAUCAAAAUGCACCCACUUUCACAGCUAGUUGCUUUCAUAUACCUCUUUUCUCAUGUACAUACAGCCAAGUUUUCUUUUGGGAAAAGUACUGUUCAUCUCUAGAAUGCACCAUCGAUGGCUGGAUUUAUAUUUUGUAUGGAAAAACAAAAAUGAGACAAAAAACAAAAAGACUGUCUUCCUGAAGUGAUCACCUUGUUCAGUAUUGCACGAAGUGAAUUAAAGGGCAAACAUUUCUGUCAAAGGAAAUAUGCUCCUUUACAAAAAAAUAACAAAAACAAAAAAAAAAAACCCUACUCGAGCCGUACAAGCAUGAUUAUUUAUUGUGAAACUGUCAUUCUUUUGAAUUAAAAAAAGGUGAAAAAUUAAAA
Molecule: messenger RNA, 2429 nt
Organism: Myxocyprinus asiaticus (Chinese sucker)
Lineage: Eukaryota; Metazoa; Chordata; Actinopteri; Cypriniformes; Catostomidae
Product: ubiquitin-conjugating enzyme E2 K-like
Exons: 7
Coding region: 212-814 (200 amino acids)
Biological process (GO): proteasome-mediated ubiquitin-dependent protein catabolic process; protein polyubiquitination
Cellular component (GO): nucleus
Molecular function (GO): protein binding; ubiquitin conjugating enzyme activity
Source: RefSeq, a predicted model, not a curated record